AUGAAGUCUGAAGAAUUGUCUCAACUGGCAACGAAUCUAGCUCCGCUAGAUUUCAAGGCUAUUGAGCCACAUUUAAUCGCCUUGGAUAAACACCUUACCCUUCGUUCAUAUAUUGACGGAUACACGAUCACUGAUUUGGACUCAAAAAUAUGGGUCACACUUCGCACAAACAGAGUUGCAGCUGCUUUCUUAAAGAAGGGCACUUCUCUCAAUCUUGUCAGAUGGUAUCAAUUCAUUGAGCAGACACAUCCAGAAAUUCAAGAGGAGAUCAAGCUCAAAGAUGAGGCAGAGAAGGCAAAGAAGACAGCUGCUAGCAAGGCGGGAGCAAGCUACAACAUAGCUUUGCCUAAUACCGAGAAGGGGGUUGUGACUAGGUUUCCACCAGAGCCGUCUGGAUAUCUUCACAUCGGUCACGCGAAGGCUGCACUUCUCAAUGACUAUUUCGCACACGAGCUUUAUAAGGGGACACUUCUCCUCAGAUUCGACGAUACCAACCCUUCAAAAGAGAAACAAGAAUUCCAAGACUCUAUUAUCGAGGAUUUAGCACUUAUGGGCGUCAAGCCAGACAAGAAGAGUCAUACUAGCGAUUACUUUGAAGAAUUAUAUCAAUAUGGUCUGAGAAUCAUCAAAGAUGGUAACGCUUAUGCAGAUGAUACAGAUCAGCAGACUAUGAGGGAACAACGAAUGGAUGGUAUUGCAAGCAAGAACAGAGACAAGAGUGUUGAGGAAAACCUCGCCAUAUUCGACGAAAUGAAAAAGGGCACAGAAGCAGGAAAGAAGUUCUGUAUCCGAGCAAAGAUGUCUGUAGACAACCCGAAUAAGGCAAUGCGCGACCCUGUUAUCUACCGAUGCCCCAACGACGAUCCCGAGACUGGUGGCCCCUUGCCCCAUCACCGCACCGGUACUACUUGGAAGAUGUAUCCUACCUAUGAUUUCGCAUGCCCAAUCGUCGAUUCUCUCGAAGGAGUUACACACGCCUUGAGAACAACCGAGUACAACGAUAGAAAUCCUCAAUAUCAAUGGUUUAUUACCAAGUUGAACCUUACACCAGUACACAUGUGGGAAUUCGCUCGCAUGAACUUCGUUCGAGUCUUCCUCUCAAAACGUAAAUUGGCUAAGAUGGUUGAUGCUGGAAGAGUCUGGGGUUGGGAUGAUCCUCGUAUGCCUACAAUCCGCGGAGUUAGAAGAAGGGGCAUGACAAUUCCCGCUUUGAGAGAUUUCAUCUUGAAGCAGGGGCCAAGUAGAAAUAUUGUAACCAUGGAUUGGACCAAUUUCUGGGCCUCAAACAAGAAGGAAAUUGAUCCAAUUGCGCCAAGACACACAGGUGUCGAUAUCAAGGAUCAAGUAAAGGCAGUUGUCACCAAUGGUCCAGAAUCCCCAUACACCGAAGACAAGCCUAAGCAUGGGAAGAACCCCAAGGUCGGAAUGAAGAAGGUUACAUAUAGCAAAAACCUCAUUCUUGAUCAAGAGGAUGUCAAGUUAUUUAAAGAAGGCGAAGAAAUUACUCUCAUGAACUGGGGUAAUGCAUUCGUGCGCAAAAUUAAUGGCUCUGGUCCAAUUACAGAUAUUGAGCUGGAACUGCACUUGGAGGGUGAUGUCAAGAAAACCGAGAAGAAAGUCACCUGGUUAUCUUCUGACCAAACCCUUGUUCCAGCAGAGGUAUACGAAUUUGACUACAUGAUCACUAAGGACAAAUUGGAGGAAGAUGAUAACUGGGAAGAUUUCCUCACUCCAGAUUCCGCUCACAAGACAGAUCAGCUAUGCGAUAGCAAUGUUGCCGAUCUUAAAGAGGAUGAUAUUAUUCAGUUGGAGAGAAAGGGGUAUUUCAGAGUUGAUAGAGCGGCCAAGGAUGGAAAGCCAGCCGUGAUGUUCGGUAUUCCUACUGGAAAGACGAAGUGA
This is a messenger RNA of Botrytis byssoidea, 1899 nucleotides long. RefSeq lists its product as uncharacterized. Gene Ontology annotation, biological process: translation; glutamyl-tRNA aminoacylation. The record is from RefSeq and is a predicted model, not a curated record. Bases 1 to 1899 code for a protein of 632 amino acids. Lineage: Eukaryota; Fungi; Ascomycota; Leotiomycetes; Helotiales; Sclerotiniaceae. Gene Ontology annotation, molecular function: ATP binding; glutamate-tRNA ligase activity. Gene Ontology annotation, cellular component: methionyl glutamyl tRNA synthetase complex; cytoplasm; cytosol. The transcript is spliced from 2 exons.